This is a messenger RNA of Trematosphaeria pertusa, 1140 nucleotides long. Its product is annotated as epoxide hydrolase-like protein. Bases 1 to 1140 code for a protein of 379 amino acids. Gene Ontology annotation, molecular function: epoxide hydrolase activity. NCBI's taxonomy places the organism in Eukaryota, Fungi, Ascomycota, Dothideomycetes, Pleosporales, Trematosphaeriaceae. The record is from RefSeq and is a predicted model, not a curated record. Gene Ontology annotation, biological process: epoxide metabolic process. The transcript has 3 exons.
AUGUCCUACUCACCGCCUAGCUCCGCCCAGCCCUUCACCCUCUCCAUCUCCGACCAAGACCUCUCCGAAUGGCGCCAACUCCUCCAGCUCAGCAAGCUCGGCCCACAAACCUACGAAAACACCCAAACAGAGCGCAACCUCGGCGUGACUUACAAAUGGCUCUCCACCGCCAAAGACUACUGGCUCAACGAGUACGAUUGGCGCGCGCAGGAAAAACACAUCAAUUCCUUUCCCAACUACAAGAUGCAGAUCGAAGACAUCGAUGUGCACUUUGUCGCGCUGUUUUCGGAGAAGAAGGAUGCGGUGCCCAUUGUUUGCAUGCAUGGGUGGCCGGGCAGUUUCAUUGAGUUUCUGCCCAUGUGUGGGUUGAUUAGAGAGAAGUGGAGUAAGAAGGACCUGCCGUACCAUAUUAUCGUCCCGUCACUGCCAGGAUAUACCCUCAGUUCAAGUGGUCCGCUGGAUAAAGACUGGUCGAUGCAGGAUACUGCCCGGAUCAUCAACCAGCUCAUGAUCAACCUCGGCUUCAGCAGGUACGUUGCUCAGGGAGGGGACGUUGGCAGCAUUGUCGGAACCAUACUGGGCGCCAAGUAUGAUGAGUGCGUUGCAGUGCAUUUGAAUAUGUUCAGCACGCGCGAUUUUCCGGAAAUGUCCACACUCAGCGAGCUAGAGAAGGGUUCCGUAGAGCGUGGCGUGAAGUGGCGAGAGACGGGCACGGCGUAUGCGCUGGAACAUGGCACGAGGCCUAGCACUAUUGGACAUGUCUUGUCCUCAAGCCCGCUUGCCCUUCUAGCAUGGAUCGGCGAAAAGUUCCUCGAAUGGAGCGACGAAGACCCGGCCCUCGACACCAUCCUCACCAACAUCUCGCUCUACUGGUUCACGGGCGGCUUCCCGCGCUCCAUCUACCCCUACCGCGCAAUCAUGGUGGGCCCGCGCGCUCCCCCGCCCUACAUUCCAAAACCCACUGGCUUCUCAUUCUUCCCGUACGAGCUGAUUCCCGGCAUCAAGAGCGUCAUCGAGAAGCAGUGCGAUUUGGUGCAUUACAAGCAACAUGAAAGGGGCGGGCAUUUCGCGGCGCUGGAGAAGCCGAAGGAGCUGUGGGGAGAUGUGGAGGAGUUUGUAGGGAAGGUGUGGAAGGUAUGA